CGGCUCUACGUAGGUCUAUUCAAGCCAGGGCAAGACGAUAAGAGUUAUCAUGAUAAGAAUGCAAAUUUCCUUCUUUCGUUGUCGCCGUGUUUUGACAUGAUAUUUGUUAAACGCCGAUUGGGAAUGACCUGUUUCAUGAAAUGGAGAACAAUGUGUGAUAUGGAAAUAUGUAACAUGGAUCGAUAUGUGUCCAUGUUGACACUGUUUCAUCUGAAAGUGUUGACAUGGUAUUAUGUCCAACAUUGAUUGGUAUUGACAUGUUUCACAAACGGGUGAAGAAUGACGUCUAUGUGUGAGGAAGAAACAACACAGUAAUAUUUAAAGUGCUUGGACUACACGGGAAACUGUUUCAAUUGAAAAUUUUCACUAUCCAUAAUACCUGAAACUGAUAACAGAGGAAGCUGUCAUGACGAUUAGACAAAGGAAUCUCAGACAAGGUACAAUGAGUGUACAGCAGGAAACAGCUCCUCUUAUUGCUUCUAAGCCUGGAAGGAAUACUACAUAUCCAGGCAAGGAUUCCAAGUGUCGCCCUGCCAAGAUCUGCCUUAUUUUCAUCUUGGCGUUGCUGCUCCUUGCCUCCAUCGUAGCUGGCCUCAUCAUCACGUACGCCUGGUUCGAACAUGAUGUCAACCAUGUCUGCCAUGACCAGUGCAGAAUCCAACUGGUGGAGAGCAUUCCGGAGAACCUGACAUUCCCAGCCAAUGAGACAGUCCAUUUGCCCACAGCCGAGGCGUUGAUGGAGCUGAUACUUAGUGCUAAUGAGACCAUUGAAAUUGCGUCUUACUACUGGACACUCCGUACUAACGACGUGCCCGAUCAUGAUAACAGCAGCAGAGUGGGUCAGUUGUUGUUUAACACACUGAUGAAAAUUGGAAAGGAACAGAAGGUGAAGAUAAAGAUUGUACAGAAUAUUGCUGAUAAAUCGCAACCUCAGCAUGAUUCUGAAUAUCUCAAGGAGUAUGCACAUGCAGAGGUUCGCAACCUCAACGUGACCCGUCUGGUGGGGGCAGGGAUCCUUCACACGAAGAUGUGGCUGAUUGACAGGAAGAGCUACUACGUGGGCAGCGCCAACACUGACUGGCGGUCACUCACACAGGUGAAAGAGAUGGGUGUUCUGGUGCAGAACUGUAGCUGUCUGGCGACUGACAUCGGGAAGAUAUUUGAUGCCUACUGGUACCUGGCACAGGACCAGGUGACAAUACCCGGAACCUGGCCAGCGUCAUACAACACCGACAUCAAUGGCCAAACUCCAGAAGUGGUCUCUUACAAUGGUGGCAAUGAUACCCAAGCACUUGUGUACAUGUCAAGUUCACCACCACAGUUCUGUCCUGAGGGGCGCACGGUAGACAUCGAGGCCAUUAUAGCUGUCAUCAGGGCGGCAAGACGAUUUGUGUAUGUGGCUGUCAUGGAUUAUCUGCCCAUGAUUGCAUAUUCUACACCGAGAAAAUUUUGGCCGAUAAUUGACGAUGAGCUACGCUAUGCAGCCAUUAACCGUGGCGUGACAGUCCGGAUGCUGGGGAGUAAGUGGGCCCACACUGACGAGGACAUGCCCACCUUCCUCAGGUCUCUACUGACUGUGAGCGACGUGUGUUGCCCACAUAUCAAGCUGGAAGUGAAAAUGUUUGAGGUCCCAGCAACGCCUGCCCAGGCCAAGAUUCCUUAUGCCCGAGUCAACCACAACAAGUUCAUGGUGACAGACCAGCAUGCCUAUAUAGGUACAUCCAACUGGUACGGUGACUACUUCAAGUACACAGCAGGCAUAGGUUUUGUCCUCACACCCAGCAACAGCAGCAGCAGGGACAUGGGCGACAUCCGCCAGCAACUCGAGGAUGUCUUCCUCCGAGACUGGAACUCCCAGUACUCUAAACCGUUGGAGGGUGUUGCACCGAAGAACUGCUCCGACCCUCGAUGUUGAAGAAGAACAGAAGCAAGCCUAGAAACUGGAUCUCAUGAAGAUGCUAAUAUUUCUCUCUCUCAUCCUUUGUUCACAUGAAGAAUGUAAUUGCAGCUUAGUCUUAUACAGACUCUGAAAGAAAAAUGUCCCAAAAUGCCAAAGCAAGUCUACAUUCUUUGGCACAGCUAGAUAUCAUUUUUAUUCUGUUUUUGAAAAUUAUUACAUUUUCUAGGCUCCUUUCUAUAAACAUGAUUAUGUAUUCAAAGACAAAGUUUAAUUACAACAAAAUCUUUAUAAAAUAUUUGUUUCAGAGACGAAAUUUUUACACUUACCUGUAACUUUCUUCGGUAGUAUUCUCAUGUUUCUAUAUUUCUAAAUGGAACUCUGUGACAUACAGUAAACUACGUUUAUAACAAACACCCUUAUAACAAACUGAUGGAUAUAACAAACACCCUUAUAACAAACUGAUGGAUAUAACA
Molecule: messenger RNA, 2373 nt
Organism: Haliotis rufescens (red abalone)
Lineage: Eukaryota; Metazoa; Mollusca; Gastropoda; Lepetellida; Haliotidae
Product: 5'-3' exonuclease PLD3-like
Exons: 10
Coding region: 407-1915 (502 amino acids)
Molecular function (GO): catalytic activity
Source: RefSeq, a predicted model, not a curated record